Messenger RNA from Naegleria lovaniensis, 1215 nucleotides. RefSeq lists its product as uncharacterized. Gene Ontology annotation, molecular function: actin filament binding. Gene Ontology annotation, cellular component: actin cytoskeleton; Arp2/3 protein complex. The coding region runs from base 1 to 1215 and encodes 404 amino acids. The transcript has a single exon. Gene Ontology annotation, biological process: Arp2/3 complex-mediated actin nucleation. The record is from RefSeq and is a predicted model, not a curated record. NCBI's taxonomy places the organism in Eukaryota, Heterolobosea, Eutetramitea, Acrasida, Naegleriidae.
AUGUCCUUGGUCGCUUCUUCUCAACAACCACCUCUGGUUCCUGCCAUUUCUUGUCUAUGCUUCAAUAAGGAUCGUUCACUUGCAGCCUUAUCUCCAGCAAAUUCUGAAAUUCACAUUUAUGACACUUGUCAGUCUGAAAGUUUUCAAGAUUGGACACUUCAACAUGUCCUUUCCGAACAUGCGAGUUACAUUACUGCACUCGAUUGGGCUCCAAAUUCCAACAAGCUCUUGUCUUGCUCCCAAGAUAAAAAUUGCUUUGUUUGGGAAUUUCAUUCAUCUGAAAACAACGACAAAGGAGAAUGGAAACCAAUUCCUGUGUUAAUAUACAUUUCAAAAUCUGCAACAUGUUGUAAAUGGUCUCCCGAUGAAUCUCGUUUUGCUGUGGGAAGCUCUUCGAAAACUGUUUCUAUUUGCUGCUAUGAUAAGGAAAAUAGAUUUUACUAUUCAAAACGAUUUACCAAACAUAAAAGUACUGUCACUUGUCUCGCAUGGCAUCCACACGAUCCAACACUGCUUUUGACCGGAUCAUGUGAUUUCAAAAGUCGAUUAUUUAAGGUGCAUAUGAAUGAAUUGGAUGGUAAAAACCCUAACAAAGAUCAAAAAUUUGGAGAUUGUUUGGCAGAAUUCCACUCCAAAGGUUGGCUCCAUGAUGUUCAAUUUUCACCCAGUGGACGAUGGAUUGCAUUAGUGGCUCAUGAUUCUACGGUUCAGUUUGUGGAUUUGAAUAAUUUUGAUUUCAAAAACCAAUUAGCUCAACCAUUGCACUCGGCUCAAAUUGUUCGACAUUCCAAAUUACCAUUCACGAGAGGUCUCUUUUUAUCGGAUCAUUCAUUCAUUGCUGUUGGUCAUGAUUGUGUACCUUAUGCUUUUGCUUUGCAAGAAGGAACUUCUCAAUGGAUUCUCAAAGGAUCGUGUGACGAUGGAAAAGGUGUGACAACUCCUCAAUCAUCAUCUGGACAAUCAGUGCCAUCUGUCAAAACGGUUAUUGGUCGUAUCCAAGCACAAAAUGUCAUUGGAUUACAUAAUUUGCAAAAUUUACAAAUCCCAACGACUCGACACUACCGAUCAAUCACAUCCAUUUGUUCGUUAUCAUCCAUGAGUUCCUCUCAAAAAGAGUUCUGCAUUCAAAAGUUCUCAACAGCUGCCUUAGACGGAAGAAUUGUGUAUUGGAAUUUGGAUGAGUUGAGCAAGUCCUUAGGAAUCUCAUUGUAUUGA